CCUUAUUUUGAAGUUCAGUUGGGACAAAACUCUACUGAGGACAACCCUAGUUGUUUCUAUGGAGGACAACCAGCAGCAAGAAGUUGUGAUGGCAAACAUGGAAAUGCAGGCCGAUGACACACCAUGUGAACACACACUGUCUCCAGAGUGGCUGCUAUGUGCAUCUGAGGACAGUGAGGUUGAGACAGUGUCCAAUGACACAGAGGACCACACAGACGGAGACACUGAAGACAGUUGGUCCCUUUCUGAUAAGGAAGGACAAGAGGGAAUGCAGCCCACACAGUAUCAUCAAGACAGAAGAAGCUGGAUAUUCUUGGCCAUGAGGUGCCUCUUGACCUUUAACGAGCUGGAGGACCAAGUUAAAAGAAACGAGGCUCUGCUCUUGAAUGUGAUGGAGAGAGUUAAGCAACUAAUGAUGAUAAAUAACAUUCAAGAUUCAACCCUAACAAGAAUGUUCAGCAUGGAAAUGCAGGGAUCUUUGGAAGAAACUGAGCAGCAACGCUCAUGCAUGACUGUGGACAGCCAGUCCAGCGGAGCGCCGUCCAUUGACACAGAAGACCACACAGAGGGACAAGUUGCAGAGGCUAUGAUUUUAGAGCAAGUUCUUGUGGAGGACACGGAAGACACAAGCCCCCUUCACAAUGAAAAUGUAACAGCAGACAUUAAGGAGCUUCCUGACAAGCAGGGACAGGGGGAUGAAUGUGAGCAGAUAGAGAGGAGUUUAUUGAUGACCACACAAACUUUCUGCUAAAGAUGUUCAGAUUCUUUGAUGACCUUGAACUGCUGAAAAUACAAGUGAAGACAUAUAACACUUAAUAAGAAUAAGUGGAUGGAAAAGAUUCAGAGGGAAG
Boleophthalmus pectinirostris (great blue-spotted mudskipper) is the source of this 851-nucleotide messenger RNA. RefSeq lists its product as uncharacterized. The transcript has 6 exons. The record is from RefSeq and is a predicted model, not a curated record. NCBI's taxonomy places the organism in Eukaryota, Metazoa, Chordata, Actinopteri, Gobiiformes, Gobiidae. Bases 59 to 751 code for a protein of 230 amino acids.